GCGAUAAAAUGAUAGCACCAAAAAACGAAGGCGAAAAAUUUAAACCGCACAGAAGCUUGCUCAAUCUCUCUCUCUCUCUCUCUCUCUCUAAAAUAGACUUAACUCACCGCCGAGAUCGCAACGGCCAGCAGUGGCAUUUCGGCGGCGCCGAUUUGUCCUUACAUACCAGUGAUCUCCAAGAAUUCCUCGGCUUCGUUGUUCGUCAACUGCUUCGGAUUAGCUUCCUCAUUUCCAUUUACACCUUUUUUUUUUUCUUUUAAUUUUGUUUGGAUUUCACAAUUUCUACUCCAGGAAAAUAAUCAAGAGGUAUCCAAAAUGAUAGGAUCCUUUCUCACUAGAGGACUUGUAUUGAUUUUCGGCUAUGCUUAUCCAGCUUAUGAGUGCUACAAAACUGUCGAAAAGAAUAAGCCGGAGAUCGAGCAACUUCGCUAUUGGUGCCAGUAUUGGAUUUUGGUGGCAGUUUUGACAGUUUGCGAGAGAUUUGGAGAUGCUUUUAUUUCAUGGGUUCCAAUGUAUAGCGAAGCGAAGUUGGCAUUCAUUAUAUAUUUGUGGUACCCAAAAACAAAGGGAACAACGUAUGUGUAUGAUUCGUUCUUUAGACCAUAUCUUGCAAAGCAUGAGACUGAGAUUGAUCGGAACUUAUUAGAACUGAGGACUAGGGCUGGAGAUAUUGCAGUUUUGUAUUGGCAGAGAGCCGCAAGCUAUGGUCAGACCAGAAUAUAUGAUAUUUUGCAGUAUGUCGCCGCACAAUCAACACCACGGCCUCGUCCUUCUCAGCCACAACAACCAAGUGUCAGGGUUGGCAAAACCCCUGCGACCUCUAAUGGACAAGCAGCUAGCCCAGUACAACCACAGACUGAAGAACCACCAUCUCCCACUUCUAGUACAUCUUCCAGCCAACACCAAAAGGAGGUAGCGGAAGAGGUUGGUCGUGCACAAGAGCCUAAAGGACGUCCUGCUGCAGUAGGUGUGAAUACGCAAAAAGCAACUGCGGCACCCGAAACAACCAGCGAAGCUACACCAACUGAAGCUGAAUCAAUGCAGAUUGAAGUAGCGCCUUCUUCUUCCAAUGAUGAGAACACAAAUACUGCCCCGAAAGAAACUGUAAUGGAAGAAGCCAUUCGGGUUACACGUGGUCGAUUGAGGAAAGCCCGUUCUGCUGGGAAAUCCCCAAAGAAUGAAAGUUAGCUAUUUUCCUAUUUUUAUCAUGCAGAACUACAUUUCAUCUAGGUGGACAAUAAUGGGUAUUGAAAUGUGAUGUGAACCAUUAUGUAAAUCUGUUGUUUUUCUAGCUUCAAUUCCAUUUCUUGUUUCAUUC
This is a messenger RNA of Carya illinoinensis, 1318 nucleotides long. RefSeq names its product putative HVA22-like protein g. Lineage: Eukaryota; Viridiplantae; Streptophyta; Magnoliopsida; Fagales; Juglandaceae. The transcript is spliced from 7 exons. The record is from RefSeq and is a predicted model, not a curated record. Bases 316 to 1188 code for a protein of 290 amino acids.